This is a messenger RNA of Morus notabilis, 1896 nucleotides long. Its product is annotated as protein phosphatase 2C 70. Gene Ontology annotation, biological process: protein dephosphorylation. Lineage: Eukaryota; Viridiplantae; Streptophyta; Magnoliopsida; Rosales; Moraceae. The coding region runs from base 75 to 1805 and encodes 576 amino acids. The record is from RefSeq and is a predicted model, not a curated record. Gene Ontology annotation, molecular function: protein binding; protein serine/threonine phosphatase activity; cation binding. The transcript has 13 exons.
UUUCAAAGCGAGCUUCUCGCAAACCCCAAGCCAAUCUCUAUUCUCCUUUGGGAGAGAGAGAGAGAGAGAGAGAGAUGAGUAUGGCGAUGUUGGAUAGCAUUGUCGGUCUUGUCCUUCUCCUUAUGCUGCUUCUGAUCCUCAUCCUCCUCCUAAUCUCCUGCAAACCAUGGCGCUUCUUCUCCUUCCAUCGUUCUCGCACAAUCAAGGUUGGCCAGCUAGAGAGGCCCCUUGUCUCAGAUGAUGUGGAGUCGACGCCGAGUCAAGUUAAUGAGUUGCCAAGAGAUUACGACCUAGAGGGAGCGUGUUUCCAAAAUGAAGGGCAUUUCCGCUCACCCCGAGCGCAGGGACUUGUUCACAAGUCAAGGGCAGCUACUAUAGCUCCCAAUGUGGCCCAAGGUGAUAGCUUGGUUCUAGAUGUGAUUGCUGAUCAUUCAGAAGAUGUUUUGGUUGGUCAAACACUUAAGCGUCCAUUAUUGAGACAUCAAUUGGGGGAAGAAAAGAAUUUUAAUAGAGAGAGCUUAGAACAUGAGAGGUCUCAAGCAUAUUUUGCCAAAGAUAUCUUUGAUCAAAGAAGCUGCCUCACCCUGGAGGUUAUUUCGGGGCCUUCUCGCGGGUUACGUUGUUUUGUACAAUCAACAAAUUCCUCUAGGCUUCCUUUAACACUUGGAAGGGUUUCUCCAAGUGAUCUAUUACUAAAGGAUUCAGAAGUAUCUGGGAAGCAUGCAUUAAUAAACUGGGAUUUAAAUAAGAUGAGAUGGGAACUGACGGACAUGGGCAGCCUUAAUGGAACACUUUUGAAUUCUCAGCCAAUUAAUCAUUCUGAUUCUGGAAGUAGACAUUGGGGUGCUCCGGUGGAGCUUGCAAGUGGAGACAUAAUAACUCUUGGAACAACUUCAAAAAUAUAUGUCCAUAUUACCUCACAAAGUGAGUGUCAGAUCCCCUUUGGAGUUGGCCUGGCAGCGGAUCCCAUGGCUUUUCGUCGUGGAGGAAAGAAGCUUCCCAUGGAAGAUGUAUGCUAUUAUCAAUGGCCUCUUCCUGGGGUUGAUCAGUUUGGACUAUUUGGUAUUUGUGACGGGCAUGGUGGAGCAGAGGCUGCCAAGACUGCUAGCAAAGUUCUGCCUGAGAUGGUUGCUUCUAUUUUGUCGGAUUCACUUAGAAGGGAGAGGGUGUUAUCACUGUGUGAUGCUUCAGAUGUUCUAAGGGAUGCAUUUUGUCAGGCAGAAGCAAGCAUGAAUCACCAUUAUGAGGGAUGUACUGCAACAGUGCUUCUGGUAUGGGCUGAUGGCGAUAAGAAUUUCUUUGCUCAAUGUGCAAAUGUUGGGGACUCCGCCUGUGUUAUUAAUGUUGAUGGAAAACAUAUUAAGAUGUCUGAGGACCAUAGAGUAAGUAGUUAUACUGAAAGACUUCGGAUGGAAAAAAGAGGAGAGCCAUUAAAAGAUGGGGAAACACGUCUAUGUGGUCUGAAUCUUGCUCGAAUGCUUGGGGACAAAUUUCUUAAACAGCAGGAUGCCCGGUUCAGUUCAGAGCCAUAUGUAAGUCAAGUUGUGCAUAUCGAUCCAGCGAGUCGGGCAUUUGCACUGUUAGCAAGUGAUGGCUUGUGGGAUGUCAUUAGCGUCAAGAAGGCUGUUCAGCUAGUGCUUCAGCGCAAAAGAAAAGGAAACUGUUCCGAUAAGGAGAAUUCUGCAGAGAAGAUUGCUAACUUUUUGUUGAGUGAAGCAAGAACACUGCGAACAAAGGAUAACACAUCUGUAAUAUUCCUAGACUUCGACAUUUCGACCAGAACCUCCUGUAAAGUUGAAUCUUAAUAUGAGUAAAAAGAAAAGUUGAUGGAAGGAUUCAGCAGCACAUAAACCGGGCUUUCAUUGAUGUCCAUCAACUGUUUGUGUUUUGUUGAAA